CACGCGGGCGGCGGGAUGAGGCGAGCUGCUAGGCCCCGCCUAGGGGAGGGCGGGCUGGAGGACGAGCUGUUGUCAACCCCACCGCCAGCAAAGGCCCGGCUCUUGCGAGCAGCUCCAGCCCAGCGGAACGAAACCCCGGCCCUUGUCAGCAGAGCUGGCCGCACAAAGGCGAGAAGCGAGCCGGCGCCCACGGCCCGGAGACGUUGGGGCUUGGCCCCCUGGGGCAGUGCAAUGUCAGCUGCAGAACCACGACCAAUGGAGGUUUCUCCAUCAUCAAAUUCGUCUAGUUCCUUUGAGGCAGUAGAAACAGAUACAGCAAAUAAAUAUGAGCCCGUUUCCCCUCACUGGUUUUAUUGCAAAGUAGCAGAUGCCAGAGAAAGAUGGAUUCCCUUUAGUGAACAAGAUUCAGAGAAGUUGGAAAGUUUUUAUCAAUCUAGUAAAGACAGUGAGGAGCUGGUUGUUCCAACAGAAGGGGGACGGUAUGAUGUACAAUUGAAGAAGAGGCUCCGUUGUGCGGUCUACUGGGAGGAAGAGGACUCUGAAGUCCGACGCUGUACUUGGUUUUACAAAGGAGAAAAAGACAACAAAUAUAUUCCAUACUCUGAAAGCUUCAGUGAGGAGUUAGAGGAAACAUAUAUGAUCUGUGUCACACUAGAUGAGUGGAAGAGAAAACUAGAGUCCCCUUCUAGAGAAGUUAUAAUUUUGCAUAACCCAAAGCUGAUGGUACAUUACCAGCCAGUAGCAAUCUGUGAUGACUGGGGUGCAAGUCCUGCAGAGCAAGGCCGGCCAAGGACCGUGAAGAGAGGAGUGGAAAAUAUCUGUGCUGAAAUUCCUGCUGGAGAGCCUGUGCAAAUAGAUCAUUUGGUUUUUGUUGUGCAUGGAAUUGGACCAGCCUGUGAUAUUCGGUUCCGGAGUAUUGUUCAGUGUGUCAAUGACUUCCGCACUGUCUCCCUGAGAAUGCUGCAAGCACAUUUCAAGAAAGCUCAGGAGCAACAACAAAUUGGCCGAGUCGAAUUCCUUCCAGUGAAUUGGCACAGUACUUUACAUACUGGGGUGGAUGUGGACUUGGAAAGAAUCACCUUGCCAAGCAUCAACCGCCUGCGUCAUUUUAUCAAUGACACUAUCCUGGAUGUUUUCUUCUAUAAUAGCUCCACCUACUGCCAGACCAUUGUAGACACAGUUGCUUCUGAAAUGAACCGCCUCUAUCUGCUCUUCUUGCAAAGGAACCCUGACUAUAAAGGGGGAGUUUCAAUAGCAGGUCACAGUUUAGGGUCACUUAUAUUGUUUGAUCUUCUCACUAAUCAAAAAUGCACUACAGAGGGAGAAGAUAAUAACAAGGAAUCUGAUACUCCAGCAUCCAGUGAAGAAGGCCUUGGGUCAAUAAAGGACAUCUUGAAGGAACUUGAACUUUCUGAAUUUUACUCUGUGUUUGAGAGGGAGCAUGUGGAUAAAGAAGCACUGGCCUUGUGUACAGAAAAAGAACUUAAAGAGAUGGGGAUUCCUUUGGGACCCAGAAUGAAAAUCCUUCACUUCUUAAGGAACAAAAACAACAUCCAGGGUUCCAAAAGAGAGAGACUUGCAGCAGCUUGGGAAGACGGAGAUGUCAAGCAGGAGGCACCUGCAAAACCCACAAACAUGAAGUCCAUUUGCCAGUGUCUGGAUGUUGUGACAGGACAGGUCACCGCCAAUUACCCUCAGCUAAUCUACAAGCCGCAGAUCUUCUUUGCUUUUGGCUCUCCUAUUGGGAUGUUUCUCACUGUACGAGGAAUAAAAAGGAUUGAUCCCACAUACAGCCUGCCUACCUGUAAAGGUUUCUUCCAUGUCUUUCAUCCCUUUGACCCAGUGGCAUACAGGAUUGAGCCCUUGAUUGUCCCAGGUGUGGAUUUUGAACCUAUGUUGCUGCCUCAUCAUAAAGGCAGGAAGAGGAUGCAUUUAGAGCUGAAGGAGGGCCUCACACGGAUGAGCACGGACAUCAAAAACAACUUGCUAGGUUCAUUGAGGAUAGCCUGGCAGUCAUUCACUAGGACCACAUUGCCAGCUGUGGAGGCAGGGGCUACCACAGAGGCUGAAGGUGAAUCGGAAACCGAAGCCAGCUUAAAGAAGCCAACCGAUGAGAAACCCGAAGAGCCAUCUGAACCAGUAAAUGAAGAACCCGUGCCGAUUAAUGUGGGCAUGCUUAAUGGAGGUCAUCGCAUUGACUAUGUGCUUCAAGAGAAACCCAUUGAAAGCUUUAAUGAAUAUUUGUUUGCACUGCAAGGCCAUCUCUGCUAUUGGGAGUCAGAGGACACAGUUCUGCUGCUGCUGAAAGAGAUUUACCAAGCACAGGGCAUCAGCCUGGACCAACCUCUCCCAUAAGGCCAGAUAGACAUGCUGCAUCAGUCUAUUCACCAAAUAUGUACUCCAAAGUGGAAACUUGUCAAGACUUCCUGUCCACCACUGUCACCUUCUGUCAUCUGUUGCUGAUGUGCCCAGCAUGCUUCAUUCCCACUAUGUGGAGCUCUGGAGAAUUCCCUGUCCCAGUUGAAGUGUGGCAAUCAUUUUUUUAUCUCACUUGCUCGAAUCAUACUGUACCUGUGCUCACUGACUGUCCAGUCUGUGCCCACUGGCUUAGAGGCAGGUGCACGUGUUAAGUCGCAACACCAGCUAGUCUAGAAUGGCGCUAGAUGUGGCUAGAAAUCGGUGCUAGAACUUCACAUCAUCUCUUGGGUUUGAAGCCCCUGGUAUGAAAAACCAGUGUUGGUUAGAGUUAUGCCAAUUUUGAGUGAAUCACCUCUUGUGUGUCUGUGAGGGGGUAUAUUUUAUAAAUCUUUGCUCUGUAGCAGCAUGCGGCUACUCAAGCACCAUGGUUUUGUUUUCUGUGGUGGAUUUAUUUUGUUGGGUACUCUUCCUUGCAGCUGCUUUGCCCAACAGAUGGAGCUGCAGACCAAAGCAAGAGGCUUUCCAAAUCCCAUCCCUGUCUCACUCCCAUUCCUGUCUCACCAGACCAGGAGUCAGUCCUGCUCUGCUGGUUCUUGCCAAGUGUGCCUAAUGCAGCAGGACAAAUAUAGAAGAUACUGCUCUUAGGAGAAACUGACAGUUGUGUGGCCAGCUGCAGAUUAGUUCCUGCUUUGUACACUCCCAAGCUAUGACCAGUUGACUCCUCCAGUUGUGAGCUGGGCAUCUCUGUGUGUGUUUUCUGUACUCCAAAUAGCUUCAGCACACAUGGAUAAGCAUGGACUCCACUGUGGACUUCCCUAGCUCUGCUGAGAGCUAUGGUUGGUGCAAUGAAAUGUGCAUGCAGCUGUUCCACAAGGUGGGAGGUCCUGAGUUGUCGGGAGGCUCUUGGUGUAGCAAAGCCCAAACAUGCUAUUGAAAUAGGACGAGGCUUUUAUGGCAGGUGUCAACCUGUCACACAGCUGCUUCCUUUGCCCAUGUGGGGGCCGUGGUUUAGAUAAGAAAAGUGGGGACUGUGUUAUCAUUGCACAACUACUUCAUGCACACUUGUACUACAUCUUGGCACAACUGUUGGGUAACAAGGGCUCCUGUUUUCUAGGCAUUUGUUCACAUUUCAGGAAAUGUCAUCAAUGAGCAGUAGGCAGUAAUGUGUUGCUGGGUGGGUUGGGGAAAGGUGUGAUCCUUCUGUACACUUUGUGUAGACUGUAUCAAAACCUCCCUUCCCACGGGUUAUUCUCCCUACGUUUGCACUAUUGUCGUUGCCUCAUCCACUAUCUUGUCCUCUAGUGCUUCAGCUGUGACUGAGCAACACCAUUUGGCGUAGCCAAGUUCUGGGUUACAACUUCUGCAAAGGUGUAUGGUGGGGGGUGGGGGGCACUAUAGGAAAGAAUCCUUUCUUGGCCAGCCAAGUCACAAGAACAACUGUUGAAAUUUAUGCACUUUGUAAAGGAUGUCUAUUUAAAGUUAUUUAACCUCUUUUUCAGUAAAGACGUGGCUUUGGUGUA
Messenger RNA from Sphaerodactylus townsendi, 3938 nucleotides. It is a transcript of the gene DDHD2, whose product is annotated as DDHD domain containing 2. The transcript is spliced from 18 exons. Gene Ontology annotation, molecular function: triacylglycerol lipase activity; protein binding; metal ion binding. The record is from RefSeq and is a predicted model, not a curated record. Gene Ontology annotation, cellular component: COPII-coated ER to Golgi transport vesicle. Bases 16 to 2355 code for a protein of 779 amino acids. Lineage: Eukaryota; Metazoa; Chordata; Lepidosauria; Squamata; Sphaerodactylidae.